This is a messenger RNA of Amoebophrya sp. A120, 1706 nucleotides long. NCBI's taxonomy places the organism in Eukaryota, Dinophyceae, Syndiniales, Amoebophryaceae. The record is from the annotation of a GenBank genome assembly.
CACAUAAGCUAAGCCCUCUACGUCUCAGCCCAAUGUUGCAUAUGUGCUUCAUAUUCGAGUACGCCAAAAAGGAAAAGUAGAUGCAGAAUAGUUGAUCCAUACCAAAUUCUCAUAAAACAUGGCAACAAACUGGUCCCAGAAACAGCAAGGUCGACCACCGCAGGUUGAUUGCCUGUUGCAGUGCUUGCUUUUAAGAACACAUGACGGGAGCGGGUCCACAAAGGAUGCAACUAAAGUUGCGGGCUGCAACAAAAGCACCACAGAGGCAGAGCAUGCACACAACGCAACAAGCCACAACCCGCUCGGAGGUGCCCGCCGUGUCGGGGAGAGGCCCACUACCCCUCCGUCAUCAACCAUUCAUCCUCCCGCCCAGCAACCGCUGACAAAAAGAUUUCUACCGCCACUUGUUUUCGAAGCCUUAUUCGACACACCCCCAACUGGCGCUUUUACGGCCGGGCAGGAUUAUCUUGCCACAAGAACAAAUCAACACACUCCGCUGUCGCGGCUAAAGCGGGCCUAUAUCACCGAAGUCGCGGGCCCCGCAGGUGCGGGAAAGUCCCAGCUUUUGAUGCAGUUGGCGGUGGAGCACUGUAAAAGCCAAUUUUCACGGCUUGAGCCGCAAGAACGUGGCCACGACGACGACCCCAGUUGUGCACAACUACAAAAAACUGCAGUGUCUUGUGUCCUGGUUCUGUCCACGAACCGUGCCGCGUGGGUGGCAUAUGCAAUGUAAAUUUCCCGUACAUGUACAAAAUGCAUGACAAAUUUCGCUAACUUGCAGCGUCCAAGCAACUUGUCAUGCUAGACUAGGAUUGAAGGCAAGUUUUGUCAUGCAGAGACUGCAUUUGUACGUGUACGGGAAAUUUCCUGUGGAUAUGGCAAGAUUGCGCAGCAUAGUCGGCAGAGAAAGCGACCACCUUCUCCAGCACAUCCGGGUCCAGCAGGUGAAUUCUUUGGAGGAUGUCCUCGGAGUGCUGGCGAAGCUUGUGGAGCUUCAAGAUGUUGGUGAAGAUGAAAUACAACAGAGCGCUGAGAAUAGUACAGGAAGCCAUGAAAUAAUACCUGCUGGAAACCACAUUCCAACCACGACAUCAGGCACUGCCGUCGCGUCAUCAACCGUGGUAGACGAAACCACAGGAAGCGUGAAUCAGUUCCCGUCAUCAAAGUCAAGCGCUACGCGGCUCUCUACCGAGCAAGAAGAAGCAACUUCAAAUCUGAAGAAGCCAGAGGAGAAGCAAGCCAGCGUCGAAACAAGUAAGCCGACCCGUCAACCGCGAAAUUCUCGGCUGCAGAACAGAACGCAGAUUCAUCUUCAUCUCGGUCUCUUCCUUCUCGACGGUCUGACUAUGCUGAUCAGCGGUGCGGACUUCGCGAAUUUCAAGCACCGGGAAAGAUCCUUACAGCGCCUAAUCCGCAACCUCCGGUGCAUCAAGUGCCCGGUGUUCUACACGGCGCAUUUAGCGCAGGAUUGGAAGCAGAACUGUUUGAAGUUAUCUUUGGGGAGAACCUGGACCGAGCAAGCGUGCCACCAAAGGGUUUUCCUGCAAAGGUUACACAACGUAGACAUGGCAGGACGACAAGAGAAUGCAGGUGAAUUGGAACCAGACGCGAGUGUAGUGCUCGCCACGCUGAGCGAGGAGCAGGGGGAAGGCGUGUUGUUGGGAAUUGGAAAACGCGGUGUGAAGUUGUUAAAUUCGCUGACGUGA